UUAUUUUGUGCUUUAUAAUUUAACGAUCUACGUGUGUGAUCUAAAUCACACUAAAGUAUUGGUGCACUUUAAAUAAUAGAUACUUUAAAAUUAUCUCAGUAUGGACAAACGAUUAAUUUGACCUCCUUUCUCGGAUGACAACAGAUUACGUCAUAUUUACGCGCCAGGUCCAGCAAAAUGGCAAUAUUUCCCAGUUCAUUAACAGAAGACGAAGAAGCGCUGCAAAAGAAGUAUGCUAAACUGAAGAAAAAGAAGAAGGCCCUAAUGGCUUUGAAGAAACAGAGCUCCACCAAUCAGACGAGUCAGACUGGACUGAAACGCACUUUGUCAGAUCAGCCGGUGGUGGACACAGCGACAGCCACAGAGCAGGCCAAAAUGCUAAUCAAAUCUGGGGCAAUCAGUGCCAUCAAAUCAGAAAACAAGAACUCGGGGUUCAAGCGCUCCAGAAUGCUUGAGGGUAAACUGAAAGAUCCUGAGAAAGGUCCUGCCCCGGCAUUCCUGCCAUUUCAGAGGAGCGUGUCCACAGAUGAGGAGCCUCCUGAUUCCGCUAAACGAAUCCACAGGAAAUCCCUUUACGAGAGUUUUGUUCCUGGAGAUCGAUCUCGUGAUGAAGAGGCAGGAAUGCCAAGUCGAGAUUCUGAGCGUGACCGGGAAAGGGAGAUGGACUGGGAGAGAGAUCGAGAAAGAGACAGAGACAGAGAAAGGGACCGUGAAAGAGGUCGAGAGAGAGAACGGGACCGGGAACGGGAACGAGACAGGAGCCGGGAUGGAGAAAGAGAUCGAGAGAGGGACCGGGAUCGAGACAGAGAACGAGACAGAGAGAGAGAUGGACCCUACAGACGGUCAGACUCGUAUCCAGAGCGCAGAGGUGUGCGCAAAGGAAACACAGUGUAUGUGUACGGCACCGGUUUAGUGGAGGACAGCUUGCGCACAGCCUUUGCUCAGCACGGCAACAUCAUUGACCUUUCAAUGGACUCUCCACGCAAUUGCGCUUUUGUCACCUUUGAGAAGAUCGAAUCAGCAGACCAGGCUGUGGCGGAGCUGAAUGGCACCACUGUGGGUGACGUCAACAUCAAAGUCAGCAUUGCCAGGAAGCAGCCCAUGCUGGAUGCCGCCACAGGGAAAUCUGUCUGGGCUUCUCUUGCGGUGCAGAACAGUGCCAAGGGCUCGUACAGAGACAAACGGAGCCAGGUCGUCUACAGUGAAGAUUUCCUUUAGUUACUUGACAUUUGCUUUUGUUUUAAAACGUCGGCGUGAGAUUUUGUCUAGGUACAGCAGACAUGACUUUCACAGAAGUAAAUCCUACUUUUCGGUUAUUAAUAACGCUCAGUGUGGACAUUAAGCCCACUCAUGUUUAUGUCAUUGUGUUCAAUAAAUCAGUCAAUAAAAUUUUCCAUCAACAUGUGCGGGGUGACGCUUCAUAAUAUGUGCAAACACAAUCGAUUCUGAUUGUAAAUGUGCAAAAAAUCAGUUUUAAUGAAACGUCAAUAAAGCAUACCUUCGGAGGCAGAAAUUAAAAGCCAGGCUGAGCUUUGAAUUGUUGGGUUUCUGCUGUGUGGAUCAAGCUUCUCCCUGCAAAAAUCAACAACAUUAGAUGCUAUUGAUGAAAUGAGCUGUAGUUCAGACACUGCAGUGCUCCAGCAUUGCCUAAGGGGAAACAGAAUACUGAGAAUACAAAUGCACAGGCAUGCACUGUUACAUAAACCAUUUGCAUACAGAAAUAAAUAACCUUAUAUACACA
This is a messenger RNA of Danio rerio (zebrafish), 1741 nucleotides long. The record is from RefSeq and is a predicted model, not a curated record. NCBI's taxonomy places the organism in Eukaryota, Metazoa, Chordata, Actinopteri, Cypriniformes, Danionidae.